Symbiodinium sp. CCMP2592 is the source of this 6930-nucleotide messenger RNA. Lineage: Eukaryota; Dinophyceae; Suessiales; Symbiodiniaceae. The record is from the annotation of a GenBank genome assembly.
AUGGACCGGAUGAUCCGUCGGAGAACGGGAGCUUCAGAGGGAGACCAAGAUCACGACUAUGAAACAGCCUUGGGUCAAGGAGCAUCAGAGGGCAGAGCUCAUGCUACUCCUUCUGUUAUCCACCGAGGGGAAGCCUCACCUGGAAUGCUGCAAGCUAGCGCUCUGGGGAAUGCGGGGGAGCUACCGACAGCUCACCCGUUCUACAGUGAGAGGGCGCGAGAUGAGAUUGCGCUCAUGCGGCAGCGACCUAGCACUCUGGACGAAGACCAGGCUCGGGUGAACGCCGAGAUGGGUUUUUCUGAGGUGGCCGCGGACAAGGAAUGGUUUCCAUCCACCGGUGAGGAGGUUGGAGACCCGAAGGAGCCUGACUAUGGGAAGGCUUUUAUGGGGGCUUCUGGACCAGGAAGUUCCGCAAUGAGCGCUCCUCGUGUUGCUCGGAUUGAGCCGACGACGGGCUCAUCUCCGGGUCUGGGUGAGCGACGAGGACUGGCUGUGGAUCCUACGGAGCCGGCUCAGAAGAGCGGAAGGGAGGAUGCCGUUGGACUGGAUCUGAAGACUACUCAAGGUUCAGGGCCGAACAGUCAGGAUAUGGCGGCUGCUACCGAGGGUGGCGGUGAGGAUUAUCCAGAACUGAUACCGGCUGAGCCGGACCGCUUGGCGAGAAUGGAAUUGCUGUUGGGUCAGGUGAUUGAGGAGAACAAGAACUUGAAGCGCCAACUGCAGUCGGAAUCCCACUCCUCUUGGCAUAGUGCGAGGACACCUCAAGAGGCCCCUCCGGGCUCGGUCGUAGGUGUACAGCCGCUUGAUACGUACGAAGUGCGAGAGUUCCCAGGAUCGCUUCGGGAUCGAGUCGUAGCGGAGCUCCGGGUGAUGCUGGUGUUCGCGGUGGCCCAGGCGGCCAUGGAAGCUAAGAGCCAAGUUUUUUCUGCGUUGUGUGCCGAUGAACUGCGACAGGGCGUUGUGGAUAGUACUGAUUUCCACGAACCCCAGGAUUUGGCAACUUGGGCGUUGAGAAAGGCAGCGGCUAAGCUAGCAGGCUCCAGUGGCGAAGCUACCGAGUCACUUCUUCCUGGGAACGGGGCAUCAGUCUUUCUGGUGUACGAACGGAAAGGGGGACAAGAUCCGGGGGAGUGGGCAGAUCUGGCUCAUAAGGAGAUUGAGGCUUUUCAGAAGUUGUAUCAUCUCAGUAACUUGGAGUUCGAUCAAGGCUGCUUUGGUAAGCUGGAAGCUGCUUGGCAGGGUUGGCGUCAGGAACGUGAGCAGGCUGAGUUGAUUCAGAUCAUGUUCCUUACCGUAAGGGGUGUCCGGUUUGUGUUAGUGCGCAAGGGUCCCUUUAUUGAUGGUGUGUCCUACAGUGAGGAAGCGAGCGGUCGCGAUAAGGGCGGGGGGUACAAGUAUAUGCUUGUCGGAACCUAUGCGGUGCCAGCGAAUUUCUCUGACACCAGGGCCAAGGAUUCGCCAGAGGGUGGUAUUGGUAGUGUUCUUGAGGGCGAGCUAUCGGACGGUGACCAGCCUGAGUUGGUGGCGCAGGAGGGCCCGAAAGACGAUUCUGCUUUGUUGGAUGAGCUAUGGAAUCUGCCAGAACCUUCGCAGGCGGAGCUUAAGGCGGUAACACAUCGAGUCCGGGGUAAGCAUCCAGAAGCAGAGGACGUUCCGCGUGAGCCGGAGCGGGAGAGCAGCAUUAAGCAUUACACUUUGUUUAUGGGUGUACCGGUGCGAUCGAAGCACGCUAAAGAGAUUCUUCCCAAUGUACAAGCUAUGAUCAAUCGGCUGGAGGCGUCUGGGUUUCCGGUUCAGAGAUACCAUUGUGAUCGUGCACAGGAGCUGAAAUCGUCAGCCCUGCUCAGUUGGUUGAAGCAUCAAGGAAUUUAUACAACGUUUACGGCCGGUGAGUGCCCGGCGGGCAACAGGGAAAGUAGCCUAGUCGAAGUUGAGCCUGCCGGGUGCGGGAUCUUCUUGGCCUCUGUGGAUGGGUUUGCGGAUCCGGGGGAGUCGGGCUGUCUGGGUACAUCAGAGGAUGGGGUCCCCACGUGGAUUAAAGAUGCUCUGGCCUCUUUGGACUUCUCCGAUGAGGAUUGUGGAUUGAAGGGGAAAAGGGCUGUGGACCGGUUUAUCGGGUGCUGCCAGAUGGAAGAGCCCGAGGUGGGAAGGUACACGAUGUUCAUCAGGGGCUUCGGUAAGGCGACGGCCGAGCAUAGAGAGGAGCUGAGAGAGCUGGGUUUUCCAGUGGAUAAGGUUUGGGUUGAUGGUGCGGAUGUUUGCGCAGAACCAGGGUUAGAGGAGACCGCUGAGCAGCUACGUUCCACCGAGGUUCUAUGCGAAUGGUUGGAGGGCUGUCUUGAUGAGUGGACCUUGAAUUCUGAGGUAUCAUUGAGGGCUCUUCAAGUAGAGGUACCAUUGGCGGGUGAGUCUGUUCCUGAUAAGUUCCUGCAAACUCGUACGGUUGGUCUUGUAGAAGCAAGAUCGGAGCUAGGAUUGUGGAAGGAACCUGCCUUAGAGGAAGUGACGAGCUUGGAGACUACGAAUCAAGCUGUGGAUAGGGUUAAAGCGGCGUUAGUGGAUCAGUGGAUUGAGCAGGGGUAUACUGUGAUUCAGUUGCCUGGUAAAGCAGUUCUCACGAGAAAGAGCGGAACAGGAAAACGCCGUUUUCGGGCUGUGUGUUGUGGAAACUACCUCCCUCCAGAGAAGCUGGGUCUGUCCAAGGAUGAUGUGUACGCUUCGGGGGUUGAGGCAGUGACUUUGCGGGUGGCCCUGUGUUUCGCGUCUAUCUAUUCAACCUGGACUGGGAUUACGAUAGACAUUAAGUCAGCAUUUCUGUAUGCUCCUAUAGGUACGCGAUCUAAGGAUCAGGAAGAGCGCAUCAUUGUGAAACCUCCGGCAUUGUUGGUAGAGCUUGGAGUGCUUGAGGCCAGUGACCGAUGGCACGUGCGCAAGGCGUUGUAUGGCUUGCCAACGUCGCCUCGAGACUGGGGGGACUACCGGGAUAAGGAGUUUAGGGCGCUUACUAUCAGUUGUGAAGGGGUUACCUAUGGGUUGUUUCAAUCGAAGUCUGAUGAAUCCUUGUGGCUGGUUCAGCCUGUGGGGGAGCAGGGCAAGGGACCGAUAGCGGGAUUGUUGGUUGUGUAUGUUGAUGACUUGGCCUUCUUUGCCGCUGCGAAUCUCUGCCAAUGCUUCAUCGACCGGGUGCAGAAGAAGUGGAAAACCUCUCCUCCCAGUUGGUUCGGUGAAGAGCCGGUGACUUUCUGUGGUGCUGAGGUGACCCGGUCGGCCCGAGGUUAUCGGUUGACUCAGGUGUCCUAUCUGAAGGAGCUACUGCAUAGAUACAAUAUUGAGGGUACGGCGGCAUCGCCUAUAACGAAGUGGACUGAGCCUCUAGAGCAAGGUGUUCCGUAUUUGCAUAAAGUGGGAUCGUACUUUUCAGAUCACGGUCAGUUGGCAUUACCUCGGCAGAACAACGUCGUGGAGGUGUACUCUGAUGCUUCUCACUCGCCGUGCGGUGGACGAUCAGUGCAGUGUUGCAUUAUCGUAUGGCGUGGUUCGCCACUGGCGUGGGAGAGCGCCAGGCAAGGGUUCACAACCCUUAGCUCUGCAGAAGCGGAGCUCGUGAGCAUGAUUCAUUCUGUUCAGUUGGGUGAAUGUAUCCAACCGUUAGUGGAGGAGCUUCUUUCGGAUGACAGCGUUCUCUCACUUCUUGCCGAUAACGCCGCAGCUAUACGAUCCUUCGAAAUGGCGCCAGCUGGCUGGCGUAACCGCCACUUAAGGAUGAGGGCGCAGGCUGGCAGAGAGCGCAUCGAGAAUAAUGUUUUGCGUGUCAAUCAUCUCGCAGGCUUGCACCAGGCGGCGGACAUUGGUACGAAGCCGCUGGCUCGAUCAAGGUUGCUAUAUCUGAUGGACCUCAUCAAUGUGCGAGACCAGCCCGCCUCACCAGAAAUGAUGAAAGCAGCUCGGGUUCUAAGCCGUUCGUAUGUAACGGGUCAACUCAGGGGAAUUUCCCCGGAAGCCAUUGCGGGUUUGGCCCUGUUGUGUAUGUUACCUGGUGCUCGUGGGCAACCCAUGGGUGAUCACUCCCGGUUGGUUUCCGAUUGGGUUUAUUGGGUAGUAGCCAUGUUGGUCACGGUGGGUUGCGUUUUGGUUGGGACCUGGUUUCGCAGCUUUGUGCCUUCGGAGGAGCCGCUAGAGACUGCGAUUGUUGUUGCUGAGGGGGCUGGGAACCCAGAUAAUCCUGAUGACGAUUUCAGUCCUGAAGAAUGGGCUUCAGCUGAAGCCAAGUUGAUUGCUGCUGAGCGUUCUACGGGGCUCACGUUUGUGCAGAGGGCUAGGUUGAGGAAGCAACUGGCUAAAGGUGACUUGGUAGAUCCUCCGGUGUUUCAGCAGCGACACGGACCAUUACCGUACUGGCUUACAGGGCGCUCUGGAAGCAGUGGGGUUUGGACUGAAGUGCCAGAAAGGGGCUCAGGGUUGGUAGCCUUUUUGCUUAGGUUCGGAGCAACUCUUCUAGGGAUGAUUGGAGUGCCGCAGAUAGAGUGGGGAUGUUUGAGGAUGGUUUGUAGGAGACUUCGGAGUUUGGCUACUGUGACUCUAGCUUCCCGUGUGCCUGGGAGACUGACAAGAGAGGGCGGGACGGGAGCUGGGGAAGGAAGGUCAGCGUCUUCGAAUGUAGGAGAACCAUCUGUUCCUUCCCCGCAGCCGUUUGGGAUCCAGCAGGAGCCGGGACGGAGUUCUGAAGGGCCGUGCGACAUGUCAGCAGGACGUGAUGGGUGCCCAAGUCCUCUUGGUACCGGUGAAGUGCUGUCCAGUUCAUCAGAAGAGCAGUCUAGAUCGCCAAGUCCUCUGGGUGCCAGUGAAGUGCUGUCCAGUUCGUCAGAAGAGCAGUCUAGAUCGCCAAGUCCUCUGGGUGCCAGUGAAGUGCCUUUCAGUCCAGCAGAAGAGCAGUCUAGAUCGCCAAGUUCUCUGAGGGUUGAGCGGGAUUUGGUUCAGGGUUCUAGUCUUCAGGAAGGCCCAGUUGCAGGGACGGAUGUUCAGGUUGGGGGGAGUGCAAGUAGUCAGGACCAGUUUGAGAUGCCGAGACCCAGGGUUCAGGUAGGAGGUAGUUCUGGUAGUCAAGGGCCUGCUCCUACCCCCAACGUGCAGCAUGGUGACAGUUCCGGAAGUCACGGGAUGACAGUAGCCCCAAGCGAUGAGUUGUGUUAUGAGGAUUAUUGUGGUGAUGGGAUGCUUACAGAUCAGUUUCCGUAUGUAGGAUCUUGGUUGGUGACGCAUUAUUUAGUUCAACUGUUGUCGCAAACUGGAGAGACUAUCCUCUGGACAGUUGGUGAGAGAGCGGGAGAGUGGAGAUCUCUGCGUUGUGCAUCGGCGGGAUUGAGGUACGCGUUAGUGUUUGCCGUAGUAGAAGUUUUGAGACGCGGUCCCCAAUCUCUCUUGUACAAUGGUCCCCAGUGGGUGAUGGCUACGGAGGAGUUCAUUCUCACUGAACCACCAUUAAUUAUGAGCUCAACUUCUGGAAGGCGGCCAGCAGGUCCCAUAGGAUUGGUAGCUAGGGGGGUUGUGUUUCCUUAUGUUGAGGGUCCUCCGGGUAUGAUUGCGCAUUUCCUGUGGCGGUUGCUGAUGGAAGAAGGUUGGUUACUUUUAGAGCUGUUGGGUGAUCGAACAGGGGCUUGGAGAGCCCUUCGUGCGGUUGCCCCAGGCUUUCGAGCAGGAGCCACUUUGGCUCUGACAGUGUGGCUUCGCAAGACGCGCCAUUUUUACAUGGCGAGCGCACAGGCUACCUAUGAUGCUGCAGAUGCAUAUAUGCAAGGUAGGGAGCUUCAGUAUCCGUUCGUUGCAAGGGAUCCCGAGGAGGCGGAACAGUUGAGCUCUGGGCACGAGGAUGACGAGAGUGUUGACGAUAGGCCGUUAAGACCUAGGACCGAGGAUCCGGGUAGGGUUCGUUGGGGUCCGGUAGGGCAGGCUGUGUUGUUGGAGGACUCCUCCUCGGAAUCCGAAGGCUCGGGAAGCUCAACGACGGAGCCGUCGGUAGUCGGUGUGAGUGCUGACUCCAGUUCUGAGCAAUCUGAAGAGUGUCAGCCUGUGGAAGAGGGCACCCCCUUAGAAGGAUUGAGGGUUGGGGGUUUGCCUAGGACUUCGUACCAGGCGGCAGAAGGGAAGUUGCUUGUGUUUUACGGGGAUGAUGAGCUUGAGGUCCCUCUUCCUGGCUGGUCGCAGUCCGCUGUGCAAGGUAUUGUGACUGGUCUAGACGUUGGGGAUUGGUCAGGGCUCGAGGCUGCCGUACAGGGUUUAGGGGAGGCGGUACCUAGUGUUGAUGUAGAUGCUCCCGCUGAGCCCGAUCAGCUUGAGGCAGCUGAACCAGCCCCGGGACAGGGUUGGAUAGGGAGCUGGCUGCGGAUUGUAGUUACUCUCUGUCUGAUUUCAUGGAUUGUUUUGAGGGGCAUUCAGGGCGUUGGGGCUACCAAGGUGGAGGAGUGUGCUGUUGACCUUUUGGGACCCCGGGAUAGUCAGGCCCAGGCCCGCUCUGAUGCGAGGGAUGAUGUUGCCUUAAGCUGUGGGAGUAGUGCUUGCGAUGGGUCUAGUCUAUGGACGCUGUUUGUGAGCGCUGUGAGUGUUGGCAUCUGGGAACUCAGCAAGUCUCUGGCCUUUAAGUGUUUCAAGAGGGCACACCAACGAGCUGAUGCCGGUACGCAAACUUCGGAGCUGAAUGUAGUUCCGAUGCCUCUUGCAGAGGGCAUACCUUCCCGGGCACGCAUUCUGUACUCCUUCUGGCGUGCUGGAUAUGUGAUCCAAGCUGAGCAUUAUUCGGAGAGGAUUCAGAGGGAGUUUGAGACACUAGUUGGGGGUUGGCUGUGUAGGAAUGAGGAAGGAUUAGUGUCCCCGCAGUCUUCUUCCGAUGGGGUCCUCUCUGAAUCGUCCUCAGGAGACCAAGGCCGUCUCGAGUAA